This is a messenger RNA of Cynara cardunculus var. scolymus (artichoke), 2278 nucleotides long. RefSeq names its product histone deacetylase 5. Bases 175 to 2166 code for a protein of 663 amino acids. Gene Ontology annotation, molecular function: histone deacetylase activity. The transcript is spliced from 14 exons. Gene Ontology annotation, cellular component: histone deacetylase complex. NCBI's taxonomy places the organism in Eukaryota, Viridiplantae, Streptophyta, Magnoliopsida, Asterales, Asteraceae. Gene Ontology annotation, biological process: chromatin organization. The record is from RefSeq and is a predicted model, not a curated record.
CGAAAAUAAAUAAAACCCCAAAUUGGUGAGGUCACACAAACAACAGAACGGAAUCAUUAGCUUUUUAGCAGGAGGGAGGACGAAUCACACAGCUUCCAUUAAUUUCUUUCAAAAUUCAAAUCUCCCUCACUCGCUCACUGGCACUCUCCUCUACCUCUGAUCACAAGCUUGUUAAUGGCUUUUCCGUCCGGUAGCAGCAAUGGAAGUGGAACUCAGGUUGCAUCAUUGGUAUCCGGAGAACAACGUCGUGUUGGCCUGGUAUAUGAUGAACGGAUGUGUAACCAUUCAACACCUAGAGGCGAAGACCAUCCGGAAAACCCCGAUCGUAUUCGUGCUAUUUGGAACAAACUCGUGUCUGCUGGAAUUCCACAGAGAUGUGUGGUCUUUAAUGCCAAAGAAGUGAAAGACACAUAUAUAGCUGAGGUUCAUACUAAUAAUCACAUUAAUUUGAUCAAGACUAUAAGCUCCAAAAAGCUGGCCCCACAAAGAAACAGGGUGGCUGCAAAAUACAAUUCAAUAUAUUUUAAUGAAGGUUCAUCAGAAGCUGCUUAUCUUGCUGCUGGAUCUGUGCUUGAGGCUGCUGAGAAAGUUGCAAAAGGGGAGCUUAACUCUGCCUUUGCAAUUGUUAGACCUCCUGGACACCAUGCAGAAGAAAAUCAACCAAUGGGAUUCUGUCUAUACAACAAUAUUGCAAUUGCAACAAGCUUUCUUCUUAACCAAAAAGAAUUGGAUAUCAAAAAAAUAUUAAUUGUUGACUGGGAUGUCCAUCAUGGAAAUGGCACUCAAAAGAUGUUCUGGAAGGACUCUCGAGUGCUGUUCUUCUCUGUUCACAGGCAUGAGUUUGGGAGUUUUUAUCCUGCUGGUGAUGAUGGUCAUUAUAUCAUGAUGGGUGAGGGACCAGGUGCAGGAUAUAAUAUAAACGUUCCCUGGGAGAAUGGUCAGUGUGGAGAUGCAGAUUAUAAUGCAGUUUGGGACUAUAUAUUGAUCCCAGUUGCAAGAGAAUUUAACCCUGACAUAAUUCUAAUUUCGGCAGGAUUUGAUGCAGCCAUUGGCGAUCCUCUAGGAGGCUGCCGUAUCACACCACAUGGUUAUUCUAUAAUGCUGAAGAAGUUGAUGGAGUUUAGCAAGGGAAAGAUUGUUAUGGCGUUGGAAGGAGGAUACAAUCUCAAUUCUUUAGCCAAUUCAGUACUUGCUUGUGUAGAAAUGCUGCUAGAAGACAAACCUAUUGUUGAAUCCUUUGAGGUUUAUCCAUUUGAAUCCACAUGGAGUGUGAUUAAGGCGGUUCGUGAGGAAUUAAGUGCAUUUUGGCCGGUACUUGCAGAGAAGUUGCCUGAGAAGUUGCCAAGUAGAGUAACGCCUCAAGUUCAGAUAUAUAGCUCGCAGUCAGAUGAUGAGUAUGAUGAUGGUCCAAAUACAUUAUCAGAGGAUCUUCAGGAGGAUGUUACAAUACCACUUUCAAAACUGAAAGUUAGCGAUGAUGCUCAUGAUGCAGGUCAAGCUGCUGCUGCUUCUCCAGCUUGGAGAUCUGAGUUAUCAAAAAUUGAUGUUUGGUAUGCCUCUUUUGGAUCAAACAUGAGUGAGUCAAGAUUCCGCUGUUAUAUAGAAGGUGGCCAGGCCGAAGGCAUGCGAAGGCCAUGUAAAGGGGCUGUAGACAAAAGCCAGCCGAAGGAGGUCCUGUGGAAGAUCGUUCCUCACCGUUUAUUCUUUGGUCGAGAGAGUACAAUUACUUGGGGUCCUGGAGGGGUUGCUUUCCUUCAUCCUGCAAGUAGCGAUCAGGAGAAAACCUAUAUGUGCCUCUAUAGGAUCACUCUUGAGCAGUUUAACGAUGUUCUGCUUCAGGAGAAUGUCCUUACAGACACAAGUUCUCCUUUCUUUGAUCUGAAUGCUUUAGACUCCAUCGAAAAUGAAAAGAACAUUCCUUUGGAAGCUCUCAAGGAUGGUUGGUACCAUAACGUUGUUUACUUGGGGAAGGAGAAGGAUAUUCCAAUUCUGACAAUGACGUGCACUGUUGGUCAUGUUGAGGACUUUAAAUCUGGGAAGACACCAAUUUGUGCUCCAGCCAAAGAAUAUGCAGACACCUUGGUGAGAGGACUUGUACUGGGAAAGCAGCUGUCAGAAGAUGAAGCCACUGUUUAUAUACAGGAAGCCUCUACUAAACCAUUAUGACCUCAAUCUCUAUCAUAUGUAUAUAUUCCUAAGAAAUUGAUGAGUAGCUCUCCUGAUCAACAAGGAUUCAUGCUUUUGAACUCCAAAACUGAUGGGAUUUGAAAUUGGCUCA